Messenger RNA from Oryza sativa Japonica Group (Japanese rice), 1536 nucleotides. Its product is annotated as ADP-ribosylation factor GTPase-activating protein AGD12. Lineage: Eukaryota; Viridiplantae; Streptophyta; Magnoliopsida; Poales; Poaceae. Gene Ontology annotation, molecular function: GTPase activator activity; phospholipid binding. The record is from RefSeq and is a predicted model, not a curated record.
UUGAGUUGCUGACUCAUCCCUGGAUCAGGAGCGACGUAGACGAGCUACCGACCAAUCCCCAUGGAGCUGCUGCUGUAAUCCACACGACAGAGUCAGAGAUCUGGGGACUAAGUCCCAAGAACAUCCCUCCCUCCCCUCCCAGCCAGGAGAAAUCCAAGGCUGUUCUUAGCGCUUUGCUGAAUUGCAUUUCUUCGAAUUCAUUUCAUCGCGCUGCACCGAUUGCUGUUCUUCUAUGGAUUUGACACUGAAAAAGGGGGACAGCGUGAUUCACUCGAGUUGAGAUUUCUCAGGACUGAAAACAUUGGAAAGUGUAACUAAGCAGUAAGAAGAUCUGAAUAUGAGUGGAAGACGUGAUGAUUCAGCUAAGAUGGCAAAACUGAAGGAGCUAUUGCACAGAAGUGAAAACCGUAUCUGUGCUGACUGCAGCGCGCCUGACCCCAAAUGGGCAUCAGCUAAUAUAGGAGUAUUCAUAUGCCUCAAGUGUUCCGGUGUUCACAGAAGUCUUGGCACACACAUUUCAAAGGUUCUGUCAGUCACACUAGAUCAGUGGAGUGACAAUGAAAUUGAUAACGUGAUCGAAGUCGGUGGAAAUUCUCACGCCAAUGCUAUAUAUGAAACCUUCCUGCCGCAGAACCACAGCAAGCCACAUCCAGAUUCUACCCAGGAAGAGCGAGAAAAAUUCAUCAGGUCAAAAUAUGAGUUACAAGAGUUUCUUGAGCCAAGCCUACGGAUUGUUUCUCAUCAGUCUAGCGACUCCGGGAAACAUGCAGGCAGUGCCUCCCAUUCUGUCAGUUCCAAGAGCGAAGUAGGCAUGAUUGAGUUCAUCGGAAUAUUGAAUGUCAAGGUGAAAGGAGGCACCAACCUAGCCAUCAGAGACAUGUCAAGCAGUGAUCCUUAUGUAGUCCUGACCCUUGGGCAACAGAAAGCGCAAACCUCGGUGAUCAAAGCCAACCUGAACCCUGUCUGGAACGAAGAACUCAAGCUCUCUGUUCCUCAGCAAUACGGCCCUCUCAAACUGCAAGUGUUCGACCACGACAUGCUGUCCAAGGACGACCUGAUGGGGGAGGCCGAGAUCGACCUGCAGCCGAUGAUCAACGCGGCGGCGGCGUUCGGCGACCCGGGGCUGCUCGGCGACCGGCAGAUCGGCCGGUGGCUCAAGUCCGGCGACAACGCGCUCGUCAGGGACAGCGCCGUCGUGGUCGCCGGCGGCGAGGUGAGGCAGGAGCUGGCCCUCAAGCUGCAGUUCACCGAGUCCGGCGAGGUGGAGCUGGAGAUGCAGUGGUUUCCACUCAACAUGUAGAACAAAUCACGCUGUCACUUCGGAUUUCAAGCUGGAGAAUUUUAGAAAAAGAAAAGAUGGGUUUUGAUAAUGAAGUUCAUUGCAUGAACUGUUUCAGCAAGUUUUUGCGUUGUUUACAUGGCAAAUUUUGCUGCGUUCAGAAAUUUUAAAUUUUUGGUUUGGCACGAGCCAUUGCCCUGUUAACUUGGUUCAUUUGUGAUUCCAAUAAAAAGGAUUCUUUUGUGCUCUGGGUUAAA